This is a messenger RNA of Closterium sp. Naga37s-1, 5763 nucleotides long. NCBI's taxonomy places the organism in Eukaryota, Viridiplantae, Streptophyta, Zygnematophyceae, Desmidiales, Closteriaceae. The record is from the annotation of a GenBank genome assembly.
AUGGCCCCCGCGGGUUCCGCCCUUAUGGUGCCCGCGGGUUCCCUCAUGGUCCCCACGGGUUCCGCGCUCAUGUGCCCCGACUCCCCCAACUUCGUCUCGUUGUUAUCCAUGUUCUCCUCGCCCCACCCGCUCAGCUGCGCGGGAUCGCUCGCAGACGGGCAGGAAGGGGACGAGCAGCAGGAGGAUUCCAAGGCGGGGGUGCUGGUCAGGGGCGCGGGGGGCGGAUGGGGAGGGGGAAGGGGAGGCGGAAGGGGCGCGGGCGGGAGAGGAGGCGCGGGGCAGCUGGUGUGCGCUCCGCCGAGGAAUGUGCUGCAGGUGGCAGGGGGCGCGCGCACAGAGAGGGUCCCGGGGCUGCGGGUGCGGAUAGAGAAGGCGCUGAGAAGCCUCUGUCAGUCGCGCGGAGACAUGCUGGCGCAGGUGUGGUUCCCCACGUGGCACGAGGGGCAGCGUAUGCUGAGCACGCGCGAGCAGCCGUUUGUGCUCAUGGAGGGCAGCGAGAAGCUCCGCGUCUACCGCACCAUCUCCACCAACUACACAUUCCCCUUGUCUGGCAGCGGGUACCUGGGCUUACCGGGCCGUGUCUUUGUGUCCGGUCGCCCCGAGUGGACACCCAACGUGCAGUACUAUUUGCGGGACGAAUACCUCCGAGUCGCGCAUGCCACUCGCUGCAACGUGCGCGGGGCUCUCGCCGUGCCCAUUUUCAGAGUGCUGGGAAAUGGGGGGAAGGGGAAGGGGAAGAGGGGAGGGGGCGGUGAGGGGGGAGGGGAGAGCUGGGGGACGGGCAGCAGCGGGAGUAGCAAAGGCGGGUGGGAGUGGGAGGCGGGAGGGGAACGGGAGGGGGAGGGGGAGGGGGAUGAAGGGGAGAGUGGGGGGAAGGUGAUGGUGGUGAAAGGAGGGGGAGGGGGAGGGGGAGGGGGAGGGGGAAGCGGAGGGGGGGGAAUGAGGGGGAGGAAGAGGCAGGAGCUGGUGGCGGUGGUGGAGCUGGUGAUGAUGGGCGAGGACGUGCGUUUUGGCCCUCAGAUUGACGCUGUGUGCAACGCACUGCAGACGGUGGAUCUCACCAGCAUCCGCGCAUGGGACCACCUUCCAGCAGAGAUGCCCUUUCCAGGCAGGGGAGCCGUCUUAACCGAGAUUCACGAGGUUCUCUCCUCACUCUGCGACAAGCACUCGCUCCCCCUCGCCCAGACCUGGAUCCCUUCCUCCUGGGUCCACCUCACCGAACCUCCCGCCGCUAUCGAGCCUGCGGCUCGGGGGCUGGCUCAGGGGAGCGCGGGGCCGGUAGGGGCGAGCAUGCGGAGCAGUGUGGGGGUGGGGUGGAGCAUGCGACGAGAGGGGGCGGGGCGGGGAAAGGGGGCAGUUGACGUGGGAAGCUUACAGGAAGAUGUGUUUGAGGUGUUCCAUGUUGGUGGAGAGAGUAGAGGAGAAGGAGCGGGGAGAGGAGGGGUACGAGACGGGGAGGAGCAGCAGGGAGGGGAGCAGCAGGGAGGGGAGGAGCAAGAGGGAGAGGAGGACGCAGUAACACUGUUCACAGCAGACAUGCCGAGCUGUGUGGCAGACCUGCGCAUGUGGGGGUUCCGCCAGGCCUGCUGCGAGCACCAGCUGCAGGCCGCACAGGGCUGCCCCGGCCGCGCCAUGACCUCCAACGCCCCCGCCUUCUGUGACGAUCUCCAGCUCCUCUCAAAAGAGCAGUACCCUCUAGUGCACUACGCGCGCAUGUUCGGGCUCCGAGCCGCCGUUGCCAUCCGGCUGCGGUCGGUUUUGAGUAAAGAUAUGGACUAUGUUUUGGAGUUUUUCCUGCCGCCGGGGUGUAGGGAGAAGGAGGAGCAGCAGAGGUUGUUGACGCAGCUGUCGCAGAGCAUGCAGGAGGCGUGUCGGAGCCUCCGGACGGUGACUGUGGAGGAGAUGGGGAGGAGUAGGUCCGGGAGUAGGUCCGGGAAGAGUGGGGGUAGUCGAGGCACAAGGUCAGGCUCGGGGACAGGAGGUGCGGGGGCGGGAGGCUCGGUGGCCGGUGGGUCGGUGAUGGGAGGCGGGAUGGGAGAGACGAGGGGCGGGGCGUGGGGGGGAGGGAAGGGGAAGGGGGUGGUGGGGGAAGGGGUGUCGGAGGGAGUUAGUGUGGUGAGGGGUGUGGGGGAGAAGGGAAUGAGGGAGGGGGCCGAGACUCCAGAGAAACGAGGAAGGGAGGUGAAGAGGAGGCGAGUGGAGGGACAAGGGGAGGGGGACGGUGCGAGGGUGUGUGAGGUCGGGGUUGCUGCUGGUAUAAGGGACACUGGAGUGGGGGAUAAUGGAAUGGGAGAGAGCAGUCCCUUUGAAGCAGCAGCAAUGGCAGAGCUCUGUGAAGGUUCCGUAGUCACGCCACUGGCUCACGGUGCGCCACCCACUCACAGCACGCCACCUGGCAAUGGCUCGGCUCAUGUGGCGUUUCCGCUGGGGAAUGGUGCUGUUGUGCCUGGUGCAGGAGGGAAUGGUUCAGGGUGUGGAGGAGGAGACGAAGGGGAUAAUGAACGGGUCGUGGGGAAUGGUGGGGUCAUGGGAAGUGGUGAUGGAAAUAUGGGUAACGGUGGUGGUGGUGGUAUCGGCAAUGCGUGGGCAGAAGGUGGUUUUUCCGAACAGCAGCUGCAACAGCAGCAGCAGGGGGAGGUGGGAGAGGCUCCAACCACACUUAUGGGCAUGGAAACAGGCAUGGCCACAGGAAUGGGCACAAGCAUGGGAACAGGCAUGGGUGGUGGCAGCAGCAUCAACAUCAAUGCAGGUGGGAUGGGCACAAGCAUGGGCAUGCAGGCCAUGCCGCCUCUACCUGAAGACGCUUUCUCAGGUGAAAGCUCAGGUCCUCCACCCAUGGUAUCUACAGCUGCCGCCCCUGCCGCCCCUGCCGCCCCUGCCGACCCUGUGUUGGGCGGCAGCGAGGUGGCAGCUGCACCUGCUGGCCAAUCAGGUGUCCCUGCCACGUCAGACAGGAGUGGUGACAGCCUGGACGAGGGGGGAGGGGCGCUGGAGGGUACCCCAGAUGGGGCAAGCUCGGGGCAGCCCUCGGGGGGGGCGGAAGAGGGAAGGCAGGGGGGAAUGCGGGUAGAGGAGGAUGUGACGGGGGGAGGAGGAGGGGGGGAGGAGAGGGCGGGAGGGGCGGAGGCGGGGGCGAAGGGGGGCGUGAAGAAGGGGGAGAAGCGGAGGGGGGGGACGAACGAGAAGAGCAUCAGUCUGGGCGUGCUGCAGCAGUACUUUGCCGGGAGCCUCAAGGACGCUGCUAAGGCACUGGGAGUGUGCCCCACCACACUAAAGCGCAUAUGCAGGCAGCACGGCAUAGCGCGGUGGCCGUCCCGCAAGAUCAACAAGGUGUCGAGAAGCAUUCAGAAGCUGCAGGACGUGAUCGAGUCCGUGCAGGUGCCAGCUGGUGCGCUGCGAUUGGACGCCAUCACGUCUGAGCUGGCGACGGCCGCGGCGGUGAAGGCGGUCACAGGGGCCCAGAUCGGAGGGUCAUCCAACUCCCCAGCAUUUUCAAACCAAGCAUUAGCAGCGGCAGCAGCAGCAGCAGCCACAGCAGCAGGGGGUGGGACAGGGCAACAAGCACAUGUCCCAGGAGGUUCCACUAUGCUCCCAGCUCCCUCCUUCGGUUUCAACUCCACCUCCUUCCAGUCCCUUCCCUGGCCCGGGAAUCGCCAUCCCUCCAUGCUCGACCAUAUGGUCGGAGGCUCGGCGCACGGACCUGGAGGUUCGGCACAUGGGCCCCUAGCCACGGGAGGUUCGGCGCACGGACCUCUUGCCAUGGCUGGAGGUUCGGCGCAUGGGCACUUUGCAGGAGGGUCGGCGCACGGCCCGUUCAUGGGCGUGGGUGGUUCGGGGCACGGGGGGAUGGUGUUUGCGGGAGGUUCGGCACAUGGUGGGAAUGCGUUCGCGGGAGGUUCGACACACGGAGGCAUGGCGUUCGCAGGAGGUUCGGCACAUGGGGGAAAUGCCUUUGGGGGAGCGGGCGGGUCGACACAUGGCGCGGCUCUACUGGCUGCAGCAGCGGGAGCAGGAUCAAAUCACGGGCCGUUCCCAGGGGGGGCAGUGCAGGGGGGGUAUAUCCUCAUGGGUAGUUCCGCCCAUGGGCCACACGUGGCUCAUGUGGGGGGGUCUAUGCAUGGGGCAGGGGGGUCGAUGCAUGGGGGAGGGUCAAUGCAUGGGGGGAUCAUGGCUGGAAUGCAAGCUGCUGGUAUGGGUAUGGGUGGUAUGGGUGGUAUGGGUGGUCCUGGCAUGGCAGCAGGCAUGCAAGCAGGGGGGUCGCAUCAUGGUGGAUAUUUCUUUGCAGGGGGAUCGGGCCAUGGGGCACAUAUGAUGAUGGGUUCGCCCCAUGGGGGUUCAUAUGCAGGCCCGGCAGCUGCUGCUGCAGCGGCUGCUGCUGCAGGCAUGGCCGGGCCUGGCGGAAGCGGAGGUUCAGGAGGAGGCCUUGGGCCGAACCAAGCGGGAGGAUCGAUGCACGGGGGAAUGGCGGGAAGCGCAGGGGGGAUGCACGCGGCGAAUAGGACGCCGCCACCUGGCAAGCUGCCGAUUCCGCGUGAUCCGUCUAAUUCCAAUCUGAGCCUUGCUUUGAGUCUUAAGAAUGGAGCCGGGACGCAGAGAGCAAGUGGGGCGGUUGCUGGGGGGGAUGACGAGGGCACGACACAUGGCACGAGCCUAUUGGCCAGUCUGCUUCGGAGGAGUGAUGAGGAAAUGGGGCUGGUUGGAGGGACGGUGACAGGGGGAAGGGGAGAGGGGGAUGCGGGGGAGGGGAUGGGGGUGGGGAGACAGGAGGGGGGAGGGGGUGGGGGAGGCGGUGGUGGGGAGGGGGAGAGGGACGGGCAGCUGGGGAUGAGCCUGGGUGGGCAAGCAGGCACGGCAGGGGGUGGUGCUGCAGAGCAAUGGUUGCAACAACAGCAGCACCAACAGCAGCACCCUCAACAGCAGCAGCAGCAGCAGCAGCAGCUUCAGCCUGAAGCUGCCACUGCUGGUGCUGGUGGCGCUGGGGGUGGGCGCAGAGGGCAGCAAAGGGAGGAGACGCGGGUGCACGGGGGCCGGUCAGCGUUUGUGGCUCUACGCAGCUACCAGCCCAUUGCAGGGGACCAAUCCAACGACCACCAGCAGGGGCAGCAGGGGCAGGGGCACACAGGAGGGGGCAGGGACGGGCAGGGAGGCGGAGGGGCAGCAGGGGGAGGCAGGGGAGGGUUUGAGGGGCAUGAGGCCGCUGCAGGCGGGGUGGGAGGGCGGCUGCGUGGGGGUGCGCCCUGUGCUGCCGACAUGGCUGCCCUUCGGCACUCAGGCACAGGAGGAGCUGGGCUGGGUGGGUUCGGGGGUAGAGGGGCUGCUGGGGGUGCUGGUGGUGCUGGCACUGGCGGUGCUGCCACUGGCGGUGCUCAUGCCCCAACCACGUCGCUACACCUAUGGGAGGCUGACAGGACUGCUGCCUCUGCCUCUGCUGCAGCAGCAAGCACCGGAGCAGGAGGAGCAGGAGCAGCCGGAGCAGCAGGAGGGACCCAGUCAGUGGUAACGAUCAAGGCCACAUUCGGGGGCGAUACAAUCCGGUUCAGAGUGGCACUGAACCCCUCAACUUACCAGUUGGUGCAGGAUGAAGUAGCGAGCAGGCUGAGAGUGCCGGUGGGGGCAUUCUCGCUCAAGUAUUUGGAUGAGGACGGCGAGUGGGUGGUGCUGGCGGGGCCUCAGGACAUGGACGAGUGUGUUCACAUUGUGAGGGCUUCGGGGAGCAAUACGAUCAAGCUGAAUAUCAAGGCUGAAACGGCUGGGAGAGGGUGA